Molecule: messenger RNA, 1122 nt
Organism: Fonsecaea multimorphosa CBS 102226
Lineage: Eukaryota; Fungi; Ascomycota; Eurotiomycetes; Chaetothyriales; Herpotrichiellaceae
Exons: 2
Coding region: 1-1122 (373 amino acids)
Source: RefSeq, a predicted model, not a curated record
AUGGCGACUGCCAGUUCAAACUCCAGUGUCUCUCGUCCUUCGCAGUGGUCUUGGUAUCUUCAAGAGCCUCGAAGCACCAUUUACGACCCUCAUGGCGACGUCCUCUUAGUCCUGAGCAAGACAAUCGCUCCAUCUGAUUCCGACCCUAACGCCGAGACGCCUACCACCAAAAAGGGCAAAGAUGCGCAGCGCGAAACUCCUGCUGGGCAGCACCAUGGAUCAUCGCCUGCGGAGGCACUGACCGCCCAAAAUAUUCAAGAGAUCGAAGUCAAGGUGUCCUCAAAACAUCUUUCGCUGGCGUCAAGGGUGUUUCAUACCAUGUUCAAUGGCAAAUUUCGGGAAGGUGUCGCGCCGGAGGUUGAUCAGUUGACAAGAGUACCGCUUCCUGAAGACGAUGCCGACGCUAUGAUGAUUUUGCUUGGUAUCAUACAUGGACUGAACAGAAGCGUGCCUCUCGAAGUUGAACGCACGUUGUUUUUGGCGAUCGUGGUUCUCAUUGAUAAGUACGAGCUUCAGGAGGCUACCGGAGUGUACACCAAUCUCUGGUUCUCUGAACUCUGGUGGAAGCGCGAAAUUCGGGCUGUAUGUCUCGCAGAUUGGAUUUUCACUUGCUGGGUUCUCAGGAAGCCACUUGAGUAUCUUCAACUGACCAAAUCUGCUAUUCUCGGAUGUACUUCUCGCUUUGACGAAAAUGGCCUUCCAUUUCCGCCCACGAUUCCCGCCAAGAUCGAAUCGAGUCGACUAUCGGUCAUCGAAAGCAUGCUCACCUACCUGAACGAGACCCUUGGACGUUAUCUGGGUGAAAAGCAGCAAUGCCCACGAGACGCAAAGUGUGACGCUCUUGUCUUCGGUGACCUUGCCAAGAAGUUGAAGAUCAAAGGCCUCUACCCUGUUCCCGAGGCUGCUGCUCUGGACAUAUCCAUCAAUGUGCUUUUCGCGCAAAUACUUACACUUGAAGUCCGCUCAUUGUGUGAGAUAAAUGCUACACCAAAGCCGCCACCACAUUAUGGAGGUCUGAUGCCAGAUCCGCCUUCUUGCGGUGUGAGAAAGGGCCUUGAAAGCAAAAUGUCCCUCCUCGGAUGCCUCGUCUGCGGUCUGACGUUGCCUCCCUUCACACCUUGA